Salarias fasciatus (jewelled blenny) is the source of this 2149-nucleotide messenger RNA. RefSeq names its product GTPase IMAP family member 2-like. Gene Ontology annotation, molecular function: GTP binding. The record is from RefSeq and is a predicted model, not a curated record. Lineage: Eukaryota; Metazoa; Chordata; Actinopteri; Blenniiformes; Blenniidae.
AUGAUGCCUGUGAACACAAUGAUCCCGUCCGGGGGAGCCGCCAUGGACCGGGAGAAGGCACAGCUGCGCUCAGCUCGUCCCAGUGAUGCGAGCAAGACAGGUGAUGCAAAGGACUGGUUCCUUAGAACUCGUGGCCACAGCCAAGUGCCCCCGGCAGACCGGGUGCCCUGCGACCGCGGUGGCAAAGUGGGACCGGCCGUCAUGGAGGGAAGCGAGCGGAGAGGCACGCUCGGCGCUCCUCGCCGGACGGCGGACAGGCAGCGCUCCGCAUCACACGCGGAGGGCUGUGACCCACCCAGGAGAACCGGCCCACACAGGCGGCUACCCACCCCAGAGUCAAAGCGGAUCGUCCUGCUGGGAAAAACUGGCUAUGGGAAAAGCAGCCUCGCUAACAUCAUACUUGGAGAGAACUUGUUCACUGUACAUGAUUCUUCUGUUUCUGGAACUGCCACAUGUCGAUCUGAAACCAGAGAUGUCAGUGACAGAAAGAUCACUUUGGUCGACACGCCUGGUUUGUUUGAUACAGAAAGGUCAGAGGAGGAUUUGAGGUCUGAGGUCUUGAGGUGCAUUACAGAGUGUGCUCCUGGAAUUCACGCUUUUCUCAUCGUGCUGAAAGUUGAGAGAUUCACAGAGCAGGAGCAAGCCGUCAUCAGCAGAAUCUGUGAGUAUUUCUCUCAAGACAUUCUGAAUCACGCCGUGGUCGUCUUUACUUUCGGCAACGAGCUAGGUGAAGGGAAGAUCGAGGAGCACAUCAGUAAGAAUCAAAAACUGAGAGGCCUGGUGAACAGGUGUGGCGGCCGGUGCCACGUCUUCGACAACAAAUACUGGAACAACAACACGCUGCAGAACGACUACAGGAGCAACCGCUUCCAGAGGGAAGAGUUACUGAAGACCAUCGACAAGCUAACGGUGGAAAGAAACGGCCAAUGCUACACCAACGACAUGCUGCAAGCUGUGGAGAGAGAAAUCCAGAGAGAGGAGGAGCAAAUCAGGCAGUCAUCUCCAGAAAACCUGCCACCAGAGGAGAUCAGAAACCAGGCCAAAAGCCUCGUGGAAAACAGAUUUCUGAUCGAACUGGCCGGGGUCACAACGGGGGCUUUGUUGGGAGCUUUGUUUGGCGUAGAGGCUCUGGUUAGAGCGGUUGCAACGGUUGUCAGACAGAUAUCUCAAACUAUAAACCUUGUAAAAGAAGUAAAUAUGUUAAUGGGAGUGUCAGCAGUUACGAAGGCAUCUGCAGCAGUGUCAGCAUCUGCAGCAGUGUUGGCAGGAGGGAAUGCAGCAUUAGUUGUUGGAGCAGCUGCCGCCUUCUCGGCUGCAGCAGGGGGAAUCGUGGGCGGUGAUAUUGGACAUGAAGCAGCUCAGGAAGCAGAAACAGUGUGGGAUGCAGUGACAAAGGCGGGAACAGCUUUAACAGAAAAAAGAAGAAACUUAAUUCUGUCUUUCAAAGAUAUGCCUUGAGAAGGCCACACAUUAAAGCCUGGAGGAGAAGAUGUUCAUACUGACCCACCUCACUUCUUUAGGUUAGACACAGCCACACCACAAACAUUUCAUAUCUACAUCUCACCAGUUAUUUACUUUAAAAUUCAUUUAUUUAUUUUCCUUGGUCUUCCACUGUUUCCACAUUAAAAGAUUAUCAUCACAUUUUCUGUUUGCAUUGAUUGUUUAAAGUCAUCAUUAUGUUAUUCUCUUUCCUAAACUUGGGGUCUUGAGUCUUUUGGAGAUUUGUAAAAAUUGUUUAAUUAUAUUUUGUAAUUUCUUUUUAGCUUAAUUUCUAUUUCUAUUCUGUUUUUAUUUCCUUUAGCAAUGUAUUGUUGUUUUUAUUUCAUUAUUUCACUUUCAUGCGUUAGAAAAUCCUCUCUUUUUUUAGUUUUGUGUGUUUUAAUCCUUUAAAGAUGAAUUUCUCAGCCUCUCUCUGAAGGUGUUAUUCAGCCACAGCUGCUCAGAUAGGAAACGUCUCUCUUCUCUCGUCAGCUGCAGUGAGCGGAAAUGUUAGAUCAGAUGAGGAAACUGUUUCAUUGAACUGUCCAAAGUUAACUCAGAAUCAGUAAGAGUUCAUAUAUUGUUGAUUUCCUGCAGCAGUGCUUUCUAUUAUAAUCAGUGUUAAUCUGCUGGAGUCACUGCUGCUCUGCUUCUCCUUCACCAACACAUU